Zingiber officinale is the source of this 1922-nucleotide messenger RNA. Its product is annotated as pyruvate kinase isozyme A, chloroplastic-like. Bases 51 to 1751 code for a protein of 566 amino acids. Gene Ontology annotation, cellular component: chloroplast stroma; cytoplasm. Gene Ontology annotation, molecular function: potassium ion binding; pyruvate kinase activity; magnesium ion binding. Gene Ontology annotation, biological process: glycolytic process. The record is from RefSeq and is a predicted model, not a curated record. The transcript has 6 exons. Lineage: Eukaryota; Viridiplantae; Streptophyta; Magnoliopsida; Zingiberales; Zingiberaceae.
GGGCGUGCUUCCCCUCUCUACUCCUCGAGUUGGCCAAGCAAGCAAUCGACAUGGCGGCGCAGACCUUGCACCUCCUCUCCACUCCCGCUCGCUCCCCUUCUCUCCCGACGAUCUCCUCCGCCAAGCCUGCGAUUUUCCCACUCCCCUCGCUCCGCUGCUCCCGACAUCGUCCCCUCUCCCUUCGCGCCUCCGCCGCCACCUCCUACCUUCCUGAUCUGGGCCUCGUCCCCUCCCACGGAGGCCCCGCAUCCAUCGAUGUCGACGCCAUCACCGAGGCGGAGCUCAGGGAGAACGGGUUCCGGAGCACGAGGCGGGUCAAGCUGGUCUGCACCAUCGGCCCCGCCACCUGCUCCGCUGACCAGAUCGAGGCGCUCGCCGUCGGAGGAAUGAAUGUGGCCAGGGUGAACAUGUGCUACGGCACCCGCGAGUGGCACCGCCAGGUCAUCCGAAAGAUCCGCCGCCUCAACGAGGAGAAGGGGUUCGCCGUGGCUGUGAUGGUGGACACCGAGGGGAGUGAGAUCCACAUGGGUGAUCUCGAUGGAGCCGCCUCUGUCAAGGCCGAGGACGGAGAGAUUUGGACAUUUAGUGUAAGAGCUUUUGAUGCACCACUUCCAGAAAGGACCAUCACUGUGAAUUAUGAUGGCUUUGCUGAAGAUGUUAGUGUUGGCGAUGAACUUCUUGUGGAUGGAGGAAUGGUUAGGUUUGAGGUGAUUGAAAAGAUUGGUCCAGAUGUAAAAUGCCGGUGCAAUGAUCCUGGAUUGUUGUUGCCACGUGCUAGUCUUACUUUUCGGAGGAAUGGAAGACUGGUCCAAGAACGUAAUGCAAUGCUUCCUACAAUUUCUUCUAAGGAUUGGCUUGAUAUUGACAGUGCAAUAUCUGAGGGUGUGGACUUCAUUGCAGUUUCCUUUGUCAAGUCUGCAGAUGUCAUAAAUCAUCUCAAGAGCUAUAUAGCUGCAAGAUGUCAUGACAAUGAAAUUGCGGUGAUCGCCAAGAUUGAGAGUUUUGAUUCGUUGAAAAAUCUAGAAGAGAUCAUCAGUGCGUCAGAUGGAACAAUGAUAGCCAGAGGAGACAUGGGUUCUCAAAUUCCUCUAGAAGAAGUCCCUUCAGCUCAGCAAAAAAUUGUUAAGUUGUGCCGUCAGCUUAACAAACCUGUAAUUGUAGCUUCUCAGCUUCUGGAAUCUAUGAUCGAGUAUCCAACACCAACUAGAGCUGAAGUUGCUGAUGUGUCAGAGGCAGUUAAACAGAGGGCAGAUGCUCUGAUGCUCUCAGGUGAGUCAGCUAUGGGCCAGUAUCCAGAUAAGGCAUUAACUGUGCUUAGAAGUGUAAGCCUGCGCAUUGAAAGAUGGUGGAGAGAAGAGAAGCAACGUGAGGGGAUUGACCUUCCAGAUAUUUCAUCUUCGUUUUGUGAUAAAGUUUCAGAGAAUAUAUGUAGUUCAGCUGUCACAAUGGCUAACAACUUGGGAGUUGAUGCACUCUUCCUCUUUACAAGGAAUGGCGAAAUGGCCUCACUGAUUUCACGGUGUCGUCCUGAUUGUCCAGUGUUUGCAUUUACACCUUCAGCAUCAGUUAGACGACGACUGAAUCUUCAGUGGGGUCUGAUUCCAUUUCGUCUUAGUUUCUCGUACGACAUGGAGAACAAUCUAAGUCGCACUUUUUCUUUGCUCAAGGCCAGAGGAAUGAUCCAACCUGGUGAUUUGAUCAUUGCACUGUCAGAUACAUUGCAGACUAUUCAAGUGAUGAAUGUGCCGUAGGAAGAAAUUCUCUUUGAUUUUUUUUUCCGACUAUUUAUCACCAGAGGCAGAUUACUACAAGCGAAGUGCAGAAUUCAUGAGUUUUUAAUUUUGUACCUUUUUCCAGUCUAUCAUGUGAACUAAUUUACUAAUUCUCUUUCUCUGCAAUUUGUCUAGUUUUCAUUUCCUUCU